AUGUAUGACAUGACUGGAAACUCCGGUGCUGCAGAUAAAUUUGGUGCUGGUCCGGGUUUUAACCCCUUUGCUCAGGCAGGCGGUGAAAAUCCUUUUGGGGCGGGUGCCAAUCCGUUUGCGGGUGCUGCCGGUGGGCAAGGGUUUUCAUUUAAUGACUUCGAGGAGAUCUUUCAAAAGAUGAGUGGUGCGGGAAAGGACAAAACUCGUAAGCCGCAGGGUCCGGAGCCAGGUGCGGACAUUCACUUCAAACUCCGACUCUCUUUCCUCGAAGCUGUGAAUGGGUGCAGCAAGGAGAUAUCCUUCAACACCUUCCGUCGCUGUGGCUCUUGUACGGGGAGUGGUUUCCAAGACUCGGGAUCUAAAGCAAAGUGUGUGCACUGCGGUGGGCGUGGGAAGAAAGUAAUGAGCACAGGUUUCUUUCACAUGCAGCAAGACUGUACGCACUGUGGCGGAACGGGCGAAACUGGCAGGUCUUCUUGUACUCACUGCAGCGGGAAGGGAAUUGUCAAGGAUCGUAGUGUCCAAACCUUACCUGUUCCAAAGGGCGUUGACAACAAGGAACGGCUGAAGGUCAGCGGCAAGGGUGAGGCAGGCGUUCGAAACGGUCCACCAGGAAACCUGUACGUGGAGAUAAGUGUUGACGAGCACCCAGUAUUUCAUCGUGAGGGAUGUGACAUUCACGUAAUAACGCCUAUUACUCUUGCGACUGCAGUUCUUGGCGGUGCCGUGCGGGUACCAACGCUAACGGGUGAAGUGGAAACAAAGGUACCGGUGGGUACUCAGCAAGGCGAUAAGCUGGUGCUCCGGGGUCGGGGUGUGCAUCGGCCAAAUCAGAAUAAAACGGGCGAUUUCUUUAUUCAUUUUGCGGUCCUGCUUCCGAAAUCAUUAACAGAGAAGCAGAAGAAUUUGAUUGCUGACUUUGCAAAGGACGAGAAACCGCUGGAACUUACGGAUCCGCAAUUGCAGGAGCUGAAGGGUCGGUACAAAUCUUGGUUUGCCGCCUAG
Molecule: messenger RNA, 1005 nt
Organism: Trypanosoma brucei brucei TREU927
Lineage: Eukaryota; Euglenozoa; Kinetoplastea; Trypanosomatida; Trypanosomatidae
Product: chaperone protein DnaJ
Exons: 1
Coding region: 1-1005 (334 amino acids)
Biological process (GO): protein refolding
Cellular component (GO): cytoplasm
Molecular function (GO): heat shock protein binding
Source: RefSeq, a predicted model, not a curated record